Messenger RNA from Zasmidium cellare ATCC 36951, 849 nucleotides. RefSeq lists its product as uncharacterized. The coding region runs from base 1 to 849 and encodes 282 amino acids. Gene Ontology annotation, biological process: mitochondrion organization. Gene Ontology annotation, cellular component: membrane; mitochondrion. Lineage: Eukaryota; Fungi; Ascomycota; Dothideomycetes; Mycosphaerellales; Mycosphaerellaceae. The record is from RefSeq and is a predicted model, not a curated record. The transcript is spliced from 2 exons.
AUGGCGGCCAACGCACUUAACGCCGUCUAUCGAUGGGCGGUCCCUACUGCAAUCGGUUUCUCACUGGCAUCUGCAUCCAUCUACGAUGUGAAGGGUGGCACCCGAGCUGUCAUCUUCGACCGUCUCCAGGGUGUUUCUGACCAGGUCGUCAACGAAGGCACACACUUCCUUAUCCCAUGGCUACAGAAGGCUAUCACAUUCGAUGUACGGACAAAGCCGAGAAACAUCAGCACAACGACUGGUAGCAAGGACUUGCAGAUGGUUAGCUUGACGCUGAGGGUAUUGCAUCGACCGGAGGUGCAGCAGUUGCCCAAGAUAUACCAGAAUCUCGGCCAAGACUACGACGAGCGUGUCCUCCCCUCCAUCGGAAACGAAGUCCUCAAAGCCAUCGUCGCCCAGUUCGAUGCCGCCGAGCUCAUCACCCAGCGAGAGGCUGUCUCGAAUCGCAUCCGUGCAGACCUUCUAAAGCGUGCCUCCGAAUUCAACAUCGCCCUCGAAGACGUCAGCAUCACACACAUGACUUUCGGCCGCGAGUUCACGAAGGCUGUAGAAGAGAAGCAGAUCGCGCAGCAAGAGGCAGAGCGGGCGAGGUUUAUCGUGGAGAAGGCAGAGCAAGAGCGACAGGCAAACGUUAUUCGAGCAGAGGGUGAAUCAGAGGCUGCAGAGGUCAUCUCGAAGGCUGUGGCGAAGAGUGGUGAUGGUUUGAUCCAGAUUCGAAGAAUCGAGACCCAGAAGGAUGUUGCUCAGAUGUUGGCCGCCAACCCGAACGUAACAUACCUGCCUGGAGGCAGCGGAGAUGGAUCAGGUAGCGGUGGCAAGGGCAACUUCUUGCUCGGUCUGAGGUCGUAG